This is a messenger RNA of Owenia fusiformis, 1167 nucleotides long. The record is from the annotation of a GenBank genome assembly. NCBI's taxonomy places the organism in Eukaryota, Metazoa, Annelida, Polychaeta, Sabellida, Oweniidae.
CACGUGGCUUGGUUCAUAACGAGGCUAUCUGAAAAUUCGCCAUUUUCACUUAUUUUUUAAAUAUUUCCACCUUUGACACAUUUUCUAGAGCAAACUGUUACAAUGUCGAAACCUGAACAAGUGCUGAACAUAGAUCCGCCAGUAGAGCUUAACUUUAAAGGGCCUUUUACUGAUACAGUGACGGCUGAAUUGAAGUUAAAGAAUCCUUCGGAGAAGCGAGUAUGUUUCAAAGUGAAGACCACAGCCCCCAAACGCUACUGCGUACGGCCAAACAGUGGUAUCAUAGAGCCAGAUACAGAAGUGACAGUUUCAGUAAUGCUUCAACCAUUUGACUAUGAUCCUAAUGAAAAGAAUAAACACAAAUUCAUGGUUCAGACAAUGUUUGCUCCCGAUGGUGCUUCGGAAAAUACAGAUAGCUUGUGGAAAGAGGCAACUCCAGAUCAGCUUAUGGAUUCCAAAUUAAAAUGUGUAUUUGAACCUCCUGCAGAGUCUGCACAGAAUAACUUAGAUGCCAAUAUUAGUACAGAUGACAAUGUCAGACCAGCAUACACAAAGGGCUCUGUAUCACCUGAAAAAACUGCAUCACCAAAGGCAAAUAAUUUGGAGUCUGAGCUUAGGAAACAGGCUGAUGAGACACAAAGGCUACAGCGAGAAAUCAACUUGUUAAGGACAGAAAAUUCAUCUCUUAAGGAUGAAGGUGUGCGUCUUCGCAAAGUAGCAAUGUCGGACACCGUAUCAUCAACGCCCCCUGCCCCUACCCGACAAAUUGUACAGCAGCAACAAACAAGCAACAGCUUCCCUCCAGUCAUUUACCUAAUAGCUGCGCUUCUACUGGGAAUCAUCAUUGGACGAUUUAUCCUAUAGACUCGCCCCUGUGUGUGUGUUGGACCUGCAAAACCUGUACAAAUAUUAAGAAAUCACAUGUACAUGAUAAAUUACAUGUAAAUGAUCAGUUCGCGCCUCGGAUAAAAUCUCAUUAGGGUCAUGCUUAUUUCAUGCUAUUUUUCUCUAAAUUUUGAAUAAACCACUGAAUUUUUGUCAGGUUUCCAUACAAUUUGGGGUGUUGGCUACAUGUCUGUGUACAUUAUUCCUUGCUUUUUCCAGAAUUUUUCACAGAAUUUUGCGUUUUGGAACAUGACCAUGAUGAAUUUUUAUCCAUUUGGCUGG